GACAUUUGCAUUGUUUACAUUCCUUAUCGAGGAAAAACAAUAACCAGAAGCGGCGUUUUGCGGAAAAUUCCCUCCAGCAUUUAGAAUGGAAGUGGAAACAACGAAACCCUGCUUCAAAAGCAAAGAUCUCUCCGAGGUGAAUCCCAUGGGAAAGAAGCGACAGUGGAAAUCGUUGAAGCAAAUUUUGGCCCACGAGAAAACCCUGCCGUGGAAGGAGUCGGACAUUACUUAUUCAUCAGUAAACGCUCCACCUUCGCUAAAGCCGGCGAAAAAGUAUUCCGACAUUUCCGGCCUGAUUGCACCGUACACGGAUCCACACUCGAAGCUGCGGUACCACAACGUGGAGGAGUACCAAACCAUCCGCACCUUUCCGAUGGACCUUACCGCCGGCUACUUGGCGCUGCGUGGUGCUACGAGUAUUGUGUAAUAGUGCUAGGGAACAGUUUUUAUUAAGUAUUAAAUCUUCCUUUAUUUUCGAAGAUCUGAAUUCGACAAUCUUACAAACCUAACAGUCACCGAUCAUGAUCCUUAUUCACUUAAGCUUAAACCGGGAACAGACGCGUAAAAGUAGAGAAAAUCGGUCCACUCCCAAUAUCACAACCGGGUUUCACAAAAUGUAUCACUCUUAAAUCAGAGCGCUCGGGCGUAGCACAAGCUCUCCACCACCGUACACAGAACGCGGAAAAUGGAAAGCACCGUCCUAUUCUUUCGCGAUUUCUUUUCCCGUUGUCUGGGACCCAGGGAACAGUCGCUUACAUCGCUACAAACUAGUCUAUCAUACAUGUGUAGGGUGGGGAAGGAAAGUAGCGGGCAAUUAACCAUCCAUUCACCCAGUAGCAUAGUCUUAUCAGGUCCAUCAGGGUGUUUUUAGAAGAAAACAGCAGUUAGUCACACCAGCUCUCCCCAAAAACGUCCCUACAGACUAUGUUCGUACAGCAGAUAGCUCUUCAGCUCGCUCGGUAUGAACAGGGGCGGCACAAACUCGCCCAGAUUCCGCCCGAACAGUCGGCGGUAGUGGGCACGGAUCUGGGACUUGAGCUUCCGUGGGACUGAGGCGCGCUCCACCAGGAGAUCGCGCUGCUCGUCGGUGAGCUGCUGGUUGCGGCGGAUCAUGCACGGGUCGAACUCUUCCGCUGCGUCCAGUAUGAUGCGAAAGGCGGCCGAUUCGUGGUGCAGGUUGGAAAGGCAGUUGAGCAAACCGUCCGGAUCGCGGUACUGGGUCUUCAGAAUUACCUGUACGAGGAGGAUAAGGCGUUAGGGAAGAGAGCUAGAGAACCUGAGCCUUGUCCUGACUUACCCUUGCACCGUAUCGUAGCAGCAAAUGCAGUUCUUGCGGCGUCACGUGCUCAUUGCUGGCAAGCAGCUCGGCCAACGGUGGGCGCAGUAUCGCAUUGGUGGCCACAUCUCCGACGACGCGAAUGUUGGGAUCGGCACCGUAAAACAAGAGCAUCUGAGCACCUUCAUGAUCUCUACUCUGUUGGGAAUAUUGUCGGCGCAGGCCACAUGCAGCGGAGACCCAAUCACCGGGCUGCUACGGUUCACAUUCGCACCAUGCUCGAGCAGUAUUCUCACCAGCACCGGAUCACCCCGCAGGACGGCCAGAUCGAGCGGGCUUGGCCGGUCCGGCUCGGGCAGCGGGGCUGGAAUGUCCACCCGGGCGCCCUGUUUCAGCAGCAUCGUGACGAGUGAUGCAUUUCCUAACAAAGUAACGAUUAUUAAACAUAAUAAGACAUCAUUAGAAUGCGAUGAUCGCGGAGGAAUUGAAGCAACAAGAUCGUGCUGUGUCCAUGAGCCAAAAAGCAGGUAAAGCGAAUGACCGAAAAUAAAAGGAAAAGUGGACCAAAAA
Anopheles gambiae (African malaria mosquito) is the source of this 1846-nucleotide messenger RNA. RefSeq names its product INO80 complex subunit C. The record is from RefSeq and is a predicted model, not a curated record. Gene Ontology annotation, cellular component: Ino80 complex. Gene Ontology annotation, biological process: chromatin remodeling. The coding region runs from base 86 to 427 and encodes 113 amino acids. NCBI's taxonomy places the organism in Eukaryota, Metazoa, Arthropoda, Insecta, Diptera, Culicidae. The transcript has 3 exons.